Solanum dulcamara is the source of this 734-nucleotide messenger RNA. RefSeq lists its product as uncharacterized. The transcript is spliced from 2 exons. The record is from RefSeq and is a predicted model, not a curated record. The coding region runs from base 197 to 553 and encodes 118 amino acids. Lineage: Eukaryota; Viridiplantae; Streptophyta; Magnoliopsida; Solanales; Solanaceae. Gene Ontology annotation, cellular component: NatC complex.
CCUUCGUCUUUUGUCUGGUCAGUGCUUUUGGUUCUUUGUUUAAUCUUGCCUUUUACCGGAAUUUGUUUCUUUUUUGUGCUCUUCGGGAAGAGGAGUGGAUGGUUAAAUUUUUGUCUUAACAUAUGCUGUAGCUACAAUUACACAAUUGUAGACAUUAGUACGCCAAGUUUCCUUCAUUGACCUAAAUUGGACUAAUAUGAGCACCAACGAACCAGAGACAUACCUAUCUGAAGUUGGAAGCUCAAAUCAGUUAGAGACGAACAAUUCAAAUUAUGUCUCUCAUGUCAAGAAGCUACUAUAUCGACGAAUGCUGGUUGGUAUAAGUGAUGGAAGGUUCUUUCUAGGUACGUUUUAUUGUAUUGAUAAGCAAGGAAACAUAAUCAUUCAAGAUGCAGUCGAGUACCGUAGCACCAGAAGAUCUGCCCCUUCUCCAAUGGAACAACGAGUUCUUGGUCUCAUUUUAAUCCCUUCCUCAUGUCGGAAAACAUGUCAUGUGGAUUGUUCUAUUGAUGAACAGUUAUCCCUAAUGUCCCUUGGGGAGCAAAACUCAUAAUUAUUCGUGGCGAUAAACUUGAUCCAAUUGGAUGAAUAUCUUCCCUGUUUGAUUUAUCGUGACAAUUGAUUAUUUCAUUUUCAAGUGUGAACUUUACUGUUGUUGUAUUUAUCAUAUGUUUUUUUCUCAGCUAGGAAGAAGCUGAUGAGUUUGUCACCAAUAAACUUGUCAUUUGCUGCUG